GACUAUCACAAACCUAUAGAAAAAUUCACAUUCGCAUAUUUUCUUUUUAAUUCAACAAUGUUAUAGAUUAAGGAAAUAUUUUAAUACAAAUUAAAUGUAGAAAAUAGGUUUACGAAUUAAAUACAAAGUAUAUGUAGGAAAGGCCUACAUCUACAUCAACGGUUAUCUCAUCUGUUAUCCGUUAUGGAAUAUGAAUAACUGUAUGUAUUUCAAUUAUACGUGAAUUUUUAAAAGUUUAGGGGAAAUGUAUGAUGAUAGCAAUAAUACAAAUAAAGAUGCAUUUCAAGAACCUCGAAAAAAAUUUUGGCUGCGAACAAGAAAACGUCCAAAAAGUGAUGCUAUUAGUAUCAACUCAAUGGACAUAUCUAUCGAAUCGGAUGUAGGCAAAAAGAAAAAAAGAAGAAGAAUUACAGAAGUGGCCAGCAGUAUAUUUUCAUCUUCUACUUUAGGUAGUAAACAAGGAAAUAAUUUUCAUAGAUCUUUCACAAUUCAACCAAAUACACCAGACUUGCCAUUUGUGAAUAAUGAAGCAGAUACAGGAACAUUAAAGAAAAAGCACAAAAAUAAUAUUGAAAACUCUAAUAAUAUUACACUCAGAAGUUGGGUACUUGAUGUAGCAAAUACAAAUAUCAAGGAUAAACCUAAUUAUGUUUUAAGCAGAAAAGAAGUGAAAAGACAAGAAGCAAUUUAUGAAUUGUAUUGUGGAGAAAAUGUAUUCAUUAAUGACUUAUGUAUACUCAAAGAUUUUUACUAUGAACCACUGAUAUCUAGUAGUAUUUUUAGUUCUGAUGAAUUAGUCACAGUUUUUGGAGAUAUAACACAACUUAUUGAAAUACAUAAUAGAUUGAGAAAUGAAUUAAUUGGUCUAAGAGAUAAAUAUGGAUUUACAGAAACAGUUGGAUCUACAAUAUUAAAUUGGAUUCCAAUAUUAACAAACCCAUACCUGGAAAGGUGCCGAACACAAAUAUGGGCAAAACACUUGUUAGAUGAAAAAAGGUUGACAAACAAACGUUUUCAAUCUUUUUUAAAAAAACGUUUAGAAUCUCCUCAUUCAAUAGAUUUGUGGACUUAUAUAGAUGUAGCAAGAUCAAGAAUUGUUAAAUACCCUUUAUUGAUUAAGGAAAUAUUAAAGCAUACUGUAGCAACACAUGCAGAUCAGACAUCCUUAAAAGAAGCAUAUGAUUUGAUAUCCAAUUUACUUAAAAAUAUAGAUAAAACCAUGGGUGAUGCAGAAUGCAAAUUGGCUCAGUCAAAAAUUAAUGUAAAGCUAGAUUAUGAUCCUAGUAAAUGCAUUGAAAAUGCAACAGAGAUAAUCACUCAAGGGCAGCUUAAAGAUACAAGGGGAAUGAAAUUUCAGUGUUUUCUUUUUAACACUGGUUUUGCAAUAACUCGUGGAACAAGAUCUUCAAGUAAAAGAUACAAUUUAUUUUGUCCUGUUAUACUCAAGGAACAAAUCUGCAUAAGUACAAAUGAAAAGAUUGAUUAUGGUUUUAAAAUUGGAGAUCAAAUUUUAAUAACAGAAGAUGAACAUGGAAAAAGACAUUGGAUUGAUUCGUUUAGUAAAGUUUACAAAUGCAAUAUUAGUCCAUCACAAAAUGUAAUUGACAUUAGUGAAAAAGAAAAUGAAGAAAUUUUAACACCACCAAAAACAAAUCGAUCUACUAGAUUGUCUAUGAAUAAAACAAGUGAAAAUAAUUUUUCAUUAACGUUAAAAAGGAGUUUUUUAAAACAGAAGCGCAACAGCAGCAUUGGUUUUGUUUAACAUUAGACAACUUUGAAUUUAUUAUUUUAUGUUCAUACAUU
Molecule: messenger RNA, 1803 nt
Organism: Bombus terrestris (buff-tailed bumblebee)
Lineage: Eukaryota; Metazoa; Arthropoda; Insecta; Hymenoptera; Apidae
Product: rho guanine nucleotide exchange factor 3
Exons: 6
Coding region: 245-1762 (505 amino acids)
Biological process (GO): positive regulation of Rho protein signal transduction
Molecular function (GO): guanyl-nucleotide exchange factor activity
Source: RefSeq, a predicted model, not a curated record